AGCAGCCCUCCCCUGCUCGCCUAUAUACACUAAUUCCACUUUUUUGGAUAAAUACAAUCACCGUCAUUUGUUAUAGUUUAAAACAACAGUUCGGUGUGUUUACUCUGCAAGGAUGCCCGGGCUUUGUUAGGUAACGUUAGCCGCCUGAGAGCUACAACCAUCAUCCGCUGUGUGUGUGUGUUUUUGGGGGAGAAGUAGCCGAGUCAAAGGCUCCCUCUCUCGGCUGCGUGGUCGGUGUUUCACCCGGUUAAAAACAUGGAGCAAACUAACCGCCUCACGGAGCUGUACCACUAUCUGCAAGACCCGCACCUCGUUGCACGCUUUCAACGCUUUUGUGGAGUAAGUGGGACAUUUAAGAGAACCAUCCAUACCUCCACUACUACCACCACCGGGAGCAGCAAGGAAGAAGACCGGACUCACACGCACAAUAACGGGGCUUGCCAUCACCACCUAGCCGGGGGCAAUGAGAGGAGCGAAGACUCGGCCAUUAGAGGAGCAGGCGAAGGGGAGAAAGUACACACAACGGCGGCUUCGCUCAGGAAGAGGAUAGUCGAUGUUAACGCGGUGAACAAUCACCGGGAGGAGAGUGAAAACAUACACCAGAAUGGAGCGCUUCUGUCGGCAGCGACCGCCGGAGGAGAGACGGUCGGCGUGGGGAAUAGCGGUAACGGUCGGAGCUUCAUAGUUGCUGCCGGGGCAACCGAUGCCGGGGCAACCGAUGUCGGGGAAAUGGAGAAGAUUCGAAGCCUCAUCGGGGCUGCCGGGGCAACCGUUGCGGGGGAAACGGAGGAGAAGAUGAGCAGCACGGUGAAACCUCUCCGUAAAAACUCUCUCACGGGUGAAAUUGGGCAGGAGUUCAUCAUCAAGAGCAGGCUCCUUUACUACAUGUUUACUUUUGGCACCGAGCUAGGCAAUGAGCUCUUCUACAUCACCUUCUUCCCCUUCAUCAUGUGGAAUGUGGAUGUCUUCGUGGCCAGGCGGCUGGUGAUGGUUUGGGUUUGGGUCAUGUACUUGGGACAGUGCACCAAGGAUGUGAUCGGGUGGUCCAGGCCAGCUUCCCCUCCGGUGGUCAAAGUGGAGAUGUUUUACAACUCGGAGUACAGCAUGCCGUCCACACACGCCAUGUCCGGCACUGCCAUCCCCUUCUCCCUGUUCAUCAUGACCUACGGCCGGUGGGAGUACCCGUUCACGCUGGGCUUCAGUCUGGCUCUCUGCUGGUGUCUGCUGGUCUGUGUCAGCCGAAUCUACAUGGGGAUGCACUCGGUCCUGGACGUCAUCGCCGGCUUCCUCUACAGCGUCCUGAUCCUGAGCUUCUUCCUGCCGGCGUUGGACCUGAUCGACGGCUUCAACCAGACGUGCAGCUACGCUCCGCUCAGCAUCAUCUCGCUGCACGUGGGCCUCGGCCUCUUCUCCUUCACGCUGGACACCUGGAGCACCUCGCGGGGCGACACCGCUCAGAUCCUGGGGACGGGCGCCGGCGUUGCCCUGGCCUCGCACGUCAACCACCGCCUGGGCCUGAUGCCCGACCUCACACCGGAGCAGCUGCCCGUCACCAUGCCGACGCUCAGCGCCGCCCUGGUCGGCGUGGCGAUGCUGCGGUUCGUCCUGGGCGUGGUGGCGCUGGUGGCCACGCGGGCGCUGAUGAAGGCCGUCACCAUCCCGCUGGUGUGCCGGGUUUGCGGGGUGCCGAGCGACGACGUGAGGAAGGCGAGGCAGCACAUGGAGGUGGAGCUGCCGUACCGCUACAUCGUGUACGGGACGGUGGGCUUCAACGUGCUCUUCCUGGUGCCGCAGCUCUUCGACUACAUGCAUCUCUCCUGAACGGCGAGACGAGGCGACCCUCCCUCACCGAAUUAUCACCCAAUGCUGUCAUCAGAUCGGUUUUGAGCUUUCUUUCCCUUCAUCUUUCAUCCAGAACCCCUUUUUUUCUUUUUUUCUCCUCGCCUUUAGGA
Molecule: messenger RNA, 1952 nt
Organism: Scomber scombrus (Atlantic mackerel)
Lineage: Eukaryota; Metazoa; Chordata; Actinopteri; Scombriformes; Scombridae
Product: sphingosine-1-phosphate phosphatase 1-like
Exons: 3
Coding region: 256-1821 (521 amino acids)
Biological process (GO): phospholipid dephosphorylation; sphingosine metabolic process
Cellular component (GO): endoplasmic reticulum membrane
Molecular function (GO): sphingosine-1-phosphate phosphatase activity
Source: RefSeq, a predicted model, not a curated record